This is a messenger RNA of Paramisgurnus dabryanus, 3097 nucleotides long. It is a transcript of the gene tmem175, whose product is annotated as transmembrane protein 175. The record is from RefSeq and is a predicted model, not a curated record. Lineage: Eukaryota; Metazoa; Chordata; Actinopteri; Cypriniformes; Cobitidae. Gene Ontology annotation, molecular function: potassium channel activity; proton channel activity.
GUCGCACAACCGCUUUUUCCAAUUUGGACGAGUUUUCCCCGUGAUUUCGCUGAUUUCACACUGUACACAAAUUCUGCCGCUUUGUCUUUUGCCACUCAGUGGGCGUAACCGCAGUCACUUACGCCGAAGGUGACGUCACGUGCACGAGUCACUUGAUCAUGUAUUUCCGGUCAGCUGAUGAUGUGUCAUCGUUGUUUGCAAACAGCAUUCAUGCACGCGUCGUUCACUGAUACCGUCCACCGCCGCUGUCAUGGAAGAAAACGAUGAAAGCGAAAUAAUCGAGCACCACGAUGACGAGGAAAUGGAGAAAAGAAGAAAUCACGCGCAUUCGUUUCUGGAGAGCGUGACGUCGUCGGAGAAAGACGGCCACAGUAGCACGCAGUCAUCACACCGCUUGCUCGCCUAUAGUGAUGCUCUCAUAGCCAUCAUCGCCACUGUAAUGAUUUUACCUGUGGCACAUACAAAAUUUCAAAAUAAUGAGGAACUGAAAGAGAGUAUUCAGUCUUUGCUCACCACCAAGGUUUCUGUCUACUUGAUGACCUUCUUGAUCGUCACUGUUGCUUGGGCUGCACAUGUAAGGUUGUUUCAGGUCAUUUCGCACACUGACGAUACUCUUGCAUUGCUAAACCUGGCUUGUAUGAUGCUCAUAACCUUCCUGCCAUACACUUUCUCUCUUAUGGCAACUUUUCCUGAUAAUGUCGUCGGCAUGGUUUUCUUCUGUGCUUGUGUCAUCGUGAUUGGUUUAAUUCAGUCCUCGAUUGUCUUGUACGGAUUUCGCCAUCCUUUUCUUCUGAACGAUCACAUCCAGAUGUCAGAGAAUCCGGCUUAUUACAAGCAGCACAUUCUCAAAGUCAUCAUGAAGGUUCCCAUCAUGUGCAUUUUUGCCAUCAUCUUUUCAUUCAUCUUUUUCCAACUGUCAUAUGUCAUUCUGGCUAUUGUAAUAUUCCUGCCAUACAUCUCUCAGUCUCUGAAGUGGAUCCGGAAUAAAGCCAUUGGAGGUCAGGUGGAAGAUGAUGCGGAUCAUGUGCUUUUCUACACCUACCACCCCAGCGAACCCUUAAGUAAAGAACGAGUCGAGGCAUUCACUGAUGGAGUUUAUGCUAUUGUUGCCACCCUACUCAUCUUAGACAUUUGUGAAGACAACGUGCCUAAUCCAUCUGUUGUGAAUAAGGAUUUUAACGGCAGCUUGAUUGCUGCACUUCAGGACUACGGCCCCGAGUACCUUGCCUACUUCGGUUCCUUCGCCACGGUCGGGCUGCUUUGGUUCGUCCACCACUCUCUCUUUCUGUAUGUGACAAAGGCCACGCGCCUCAUGGGCCUCUUCAACACCUUCUCCCUGGCCUUUGUGGGCGGCCUGCCGCUCGCAUACCAGCUCACCAACGAGUUUCCCAGAGGCUCACGCAACGAACUCGAGGCCGUGCAGAUCAGCUGCGUCAUCAUCUUCUUUGCUGGCCUUUUCCAGUUGGCCAUAUGGAUAGUGGCGCUUUUCAACGAGCGCGAGACGUUACACCCGUACGUGAGGUACGGGGGGCAAGAGCACACCUUCAUGCUGGCCAAGCUCUCUCUUUACCCUUGUGUGGCACUUGGGACCUUUCUUCUCACUUGUGUGCUUAGUCAAUUCAGUGCCCCCAUCUUUCACAUAAUGGAGAUAGGCGUGCCUUUCGCCUUUCUUUUAUUAAGGCUGCUGGUACGUGUGGCCCUGACGCUGCUGAAGUGGCUCUUCGGUUUAGUGAGACCUGAUGUGGACAGAAUUCUAGUAGUGGAAGAUGAUCCACAGCUGCCUAUUAAUGAUAUAGUAGCUUAGUAGCUGCAGCGAAUGAAAGGAGAAGGGUCUUAGAUCAGGCUUGUCCACUGUUGCGAUAAUUUUGAAGCUUAGGCUCGCUACCUGCUCCCAACUGACCCAGCUGUGUACUGUAUAAUAUUGUCAUGUCCUCUAAUCGUUUUGUAUAAUAGACUAUGGAAAGGAUUAGGUGAGUGAGAGCUCAUUGUGUUUAUUGAUCUCAGGACAGCGGUGGUCUAGAGGGUUGAAGAGAAACCAUAUUUCUAAUGGAAAUGCACAAAGCCAUCAAUAUGGUUCGGUUUUAGCCUCAUGUUGUUUUAAAGGUCCAGUGUGGGUUUUUAGAAGGCAUCUAGCGAGAUUGCAACCAACAAAACCUACAGUAGAUAAUGUAGAGACGAAACGCACCCUAUAAAACAGUUUGUCCACUUAGGGCUACUGUUGAAACAUGACUGCGACUUCCAUGUAAAGGAACCAUGCGGUAUGUAGAUAAAACCAUAGAUAUACAUAAUGAAGGCUAGAUGUCUCUAAUGUCAUCAACGGUGACCAUCUUGUCACAGGCAAGCUUUCCGGUGUGCUCUGUGGUACCUGAUGUAAGGUGAGUGAUCUGCACAUGUAUUCACAAGUACUCUUAUCUCGCUGAAAUCUUGACGGAUUUACAAAUGGUUUGGUUUCUUACAAACGUUAUUAAAGGAAUAUUCCAUUUUCUUAAAAGAAAAAUCCAGAUAAUUUACUCACCACCAUGUCAUCCAAAAUGUUGAUGUCUUUCUUUGUUCAGUCGAGAAGAAAUUAUGUUUUUUGAGGAAAACAUUGCAGGAUUUUCUCAUUUUAAUGGACUUUAAUAGAGCCCAGCAUUUAAUACUUAACUCAAGGCUUAACAGUUUUUUUCAACGGAGUUUCAAAGGACUAUAAACGAUCCCAAACGAGGCAUAAGGGUUUUAUCUAGCAAUACGAUUGUCAUUUUUGACAAGAAAAAUAAAAAAUAUGCUCUUUUAAACCACAACUUUUCGUUAAUUCGUAGUGACGUAGGGGAGGUCAUGUGUUACAUAUAUGAAACGCACAUUUGCGGACCAUUGUAAACAAUACACUGACACAAAGACAUUAAUUAGUAUCAUUCGACAUACAACAACGUAGGAAUGGUCCUCUUUCAACACACUUGUAAACACUGGGGCGGAGUUUCGCGUUCGUCCUCUUUGACCUCUUGACGUCAUGACGUAUUGCGUGGGGUCACGCUGGCGCAUCACAACCAGAUCUAGACGAAAAGUUGUGGUUUUAAAGUGGAUAUUUUUUAUUUUUCUUGUCAAAAAUGACAAUCGUUUC